UGGUGUAUUUACCUACGCAUGCAUUACUUCAUGCACGCUGCAGGGGUCAGUCUUGCACGGAGUUCUUUCGCACCUGUGCCACAAUCGGUGUCACAGUGGGGUACGUUUAUUGAAUGGUGUUGGAUUACGUAAAGUUUUCCAUUUUCAUGUGCCUAUUCUUUGAUUUAAUGUUGAGUUUAGCUUCCUUUUAGCAGUGCCUGAAAAAAAGAAUGGCAGUCACAUGGGAGUAGCAAAAUGGUUUAAAACAGGUAUGCUCGCUGCACAUUGUGUUGAAGAAACAGAACUAGCAGAACGCAAAUCUGCAUACGUUUCUGCAGCGAUGCACUGUGACAGAUUUUAGCAUUUCAGUUCAGCUACAUGUUAGAGGAAUUACCACAAUGCAGUACUUGCUGUCUUCUUCCUGCGCACUCAGCAGCAGGUAUAUACAGACUGGUUUGCAGCAAACUGAUUCAUUACGGAGUGUAGAAAACGUGGAUCUGUUUAAAUUUCGUGGAUCUGUUUAACCAGCUCCUCCUCAGCAAGUUAUCUGAACCGGUACGAACCAGCUGCAAUGCCGUGAUAUGCGUGUAGAAACUGUGAGAGAGAUUGUUUGUUUAUUGUUUGUUUAACUUUGGGAAGCAACACCGCGGUCCGUGUUAGAUUGCACAGAGCUGACUGCUCGCCCAGCCCCUCAACGCAAACAUCCCGGGAGCGAGUGAAGCAGGUCGUUCCCAUGACAGCCAGACCUGUUGUGGAAUAUGCUGUAAUACUGUGUAACUGUAAAGCAACUCUGUGAAGUGCAGUAGCCUACAUAAACGGUGAAAAAUAACAAGAUCCACAGGAGCACACAAUAGGAUAAAGUUUGAAUGACGGAAUUGGGGGGGUUCCGUUGCCGGAACUGCAACAUGACGUUCCUUUCUAGAAGCCUGCUGGAUAAACACAAGGAGAACUUCUGCAUCGGCAGCGAGAUCGGGGACCCCUUCGCCCUGAACCAGAGGUUCACAGAGUCCUGGGACCAGGGCGGUGGACACAGCAGCUCCUGGAGAGGAGGGGGACCCAAGAGGACCCACACGCCGGAUUUCAUUAUGCUGAGAGAGCAGAAGAACCAUCUGCAGAGACACAGCCCUAGUGAAGAGCAGGCCAGCGAGAGAGAGCGGGGUGCAGGAAGGGGGUACGGGCUGGAGGGGACCAAUGUCUCAGACAGCCUGGCUCUGAGGAAGCUCACUGACGAGGUACCAGGGGCAGGGGGUGAGCGGGGUGCAGGGAGUGGGUACGGGCUGGAGGGGACCAAUGUCUCAGACAGCCUGGCUCUGAGGAAGCUCACUGACGAGGUACCAGGGGCAGGGGGUGAGCGGGGUGCAGGGAGUGGGUACGGGCUGGAGGGGACCAAUGUCUCAGACAGCCUGGCUCUGAGGAAGCUCACUGACGAGGUACCAGGGGCAGGGGGUGAGCGGGGUGCAGGGAGUGGGUACGGGCUGGAGGGGACCAAUGUCUCAGACAGCCUGGCUCUGAGGAAGUUCACUGACGAGGUACCAGGGGCAGGGGGUGAGCGGGGUGCAGGAAGGGGGUACGGGCUGGAGGGGACCGGCGUCUCAGACAGCCUGGCUCUGAGGAAGCUCACUGACGAGGUACCAGGGGCAGGGGGUGAGCGGGGUGCAGGGAGUGGGUACGGGCUGGAGGGGACCAAUGUCUCAGACAGCCUGGCUCUGAGGAAGCUCACUGACGAGUUUCACAAGCUUAGAAUGUCGAUCCAGGAAAGCAUGCCUACCUUCCCAGCCUGGGUUCCAGAGGUGGAGACGAGUCCUCGUCUGCACAGAGAGUGGGAGCACAAGGAGCGAGUCCGGGAGAUAGCGGAGACCCACGGGAGACACCUGGCAGAGAUCCAGGCAUGGAACAGGGACCUGGAGCAAAAGAGAGACGAGAUCCGGUGGAGGCUGUCGGAGCUGGCCACGCAGGACACUGCGACGGGACACAUCGAGACCAUGCUGCUGGAGAUGAGAGCUCAGGAGCAGAGGAACCAGCUGGCCCUGGACGAGCUCCGUGAGCAGAUAGAGAGCAUGCAGGCAGAGGCAGCGAGCAAAGCAGAGCCUGUCACCAGCGGCCUGGCCAACACUGCCCUCCCCGGGGAGAAGAAGGACCUGAGAGUCUCCUUCAACACGAUCCCCUUCACCAGCGGGAGCGGCACCCUCUCGUCCGAGAUCCGUGCCCUGCGGCUGGCUUACCUCCAGAGUGGAGGGACAGAGCCUGUGAUCCUAGCCCAGAUGCAUGACCUGCAGGUGGAGGCGCACACCCUGGAGAGACCCCGCGAGAAACCAGAGCCCCGGAACAAGAAGAGAAGACCGGAGGCCAGUCACCGGGCUCUGGACACGGAGCUACUGACUGUGGAGAUGGAGAACCAGCGUCUGGAGGACGAGAUCCUGAAACUGCAGCUGCACAGGGAGAAGCGCAAGGGGGAAGAGGAGCUCGCGGACUCGGGCCUGCAGGAGAUGCAGAUGGAGCACAUGCAGCAGAUGGCUGGGCUGCAGGCUGAGAUUGAGAUCCUGAAGCAGAAUGCAGAGAGGACGAGAGCCCCCCGAGGAAGGAGAACACCCCCACCCCUUCUCCCACCCCCACCCGCUCUCCCUCCCCCACCCCCCCUCUACCCUCCCGCCCCGGGGAUGCACCAGCCAGCCUUCCGACCCGGCGCCAUGGGUCACACAAAGCCCCAGACUCCCUUGAUGGGGAAGCAUGUGCUGGAUCCUCCAGAUGCGCUGGGCCCUUCCCCAUACGACCCGGCCGCCGGGUUUGUGAUAUUUUACGACUUCCUGCUGGGUCUGGAGCCCUCGCUGCGCAUGGUGCGCUUGGUGGCCGGUUUGUAUAACAGCGGGCAAGAGAUGGGCCGGCCCACACCACUGCCAGGGGUGCACUGCGAGGUCGGGGGGGCCCUGCAGUACGUCACGGAGGGGUACCCCGGAAACCUGGCUGUGCUGUCUGUUAAACAGCCCGUCCCCAGAGUGCGUCCAUCGCCCUCUAUCUCCCUGGUGGUUGAACUGCAGGCUUCAGGCGGGUUCGACACCUAUGGGCAGGAGAUCCAGAGGCUGGUGACCCGGGGCUGGACUAAAAUAGACAUCUUCGACCAUCACAACCAGGUGAUCAGUGGCUUCUGGAAGAUCCCUAUCCGCGUCCUACCGGUCAGGCCAUCGCUGACCACCGGGCAGCUGAACGGAGUGCCGCAGACGGGGGGCACUGAACUGUACCUGCGGGUGGUGAAUGCGCGAGAUGCGGACAUGCAGUCGCUAGCUAACAUGGAUCCUGGCAACGCGCUCGCCUACAAAUACCCCUCCAUGGUGUCUGCACGCACCGUCGCCCAUGCCGAGAACCCUCCCCUUCACCUCACCCCUUAUCACCCUUCAACCAAUCAUUACCUUUCUGUCCCUUCUCACAUUGAUCAAAUCGACCCUCCCCCUGUGGAGCCAGGCCCUGUCCAGCACAGAGCCAACCAGAGUGUUCCGGAAGUCUCUGCCCAGACUGGCGCUGCUGAAGAGCCUGAUGAGAAGAGCGUGGGCUUCAUAGUGGACCGAGUGAGUGACGCGCCCAGUGGAGACGGCAGCCUCAGACUCACUGGGUACAGCCAGCGAACAGGGAGGGUUAUCUUCACCAAGCACUCAGGCAUGGUGUGCAGCACCUCCGCAGUGAAAUCCAGCAUCAAGAAGGGCUGCUUCAUAUUCGGAGAACAGGAGAUGAUAUUCCGUGGCGUUGAGCCCCAGGCAGACAUGGUCCUGAUCGUGCGUUUCUAUCACUGGCCCGGUGGCAGCAAUGCCACGGCUCCGUGGGACGGGGACGGGAGCCUGAAGGGCCUGAGCGACAGGGAGGAGUGCGCCGUCGCCUGGGGGACCCUCGCGCUCACCAGACCAGCCGCCCCACAUAAGCACUCCAGAGUCUGUGCGGAGGUGGUGUGGAACAGCGGCACGCACUCUGUCCCUCUGUAUCAUGUGCCAGCACCCCCGGCCAUCGGCCUCAAUGCACUGCCCGGUGAUCGGCUGGUCGAGGCCUUUGAGCCGUAUGGGACCGCGUCGGUGCGUCUCCACAUGUACAGCGGAACAAGACCGGAGUUCCCCUUCCCCCCAGAGUCUCCGAUCGACACGCGAGUCUACCAAGAGUGGCCCAAUACGGCGUUCAUUUACCGGCAGCGAGAGCGCGCUCCCUCCCAGCCCUUCGUCUCUGGGGACGGGAUUGAGCUCUACAUUGACGGGGCUCGCUUCCUCCCGGACUCUGUGACGCUCAGCAGGGUCACCGGACGCAUCUUCAACAGGAACUACAACCAAAUCGGUCCCGACAUCUCCACUGGAAUCGACCUGAACAGCAACAUCUUCGAACCGUUCUAUAACCACCACGUGGAGGUCCGCAAUCCCACAAUGCCCCCGUCAGCCACUCUCUUGCUGAAGGUGUACGCUGUGGACCGCUUCAGUUUGAAGCUGGUGCUGAUUGGCUGGGCUGCCCUCAGCCUCUUCGUGGAGUCAGGCAGUGAAAGCCAGCCCAGCGUGGACACGACAGCAGUGCAGAUCUCGUUGAAUGAAGGGGCCCAUCAGCUCAGACUGUACCACCGUGGGCCAGACCCUGACAAGCCUUUAUCAGCCAGCUGUCUCGCAGCAGGGGGAGGGAGGGGUGUGCCCUGCGCCUCUCUGCUGGUGAGGCUGGUGAAAGCUCCAGUUGAUAAGAACCACCGAGCCCUGCUGAGGAGCGCGGUCCCCGAGGCGGACUGGGAGAGACUGGGGCUGUUCCAGCCGAGACCCCGCUACUCCGACGGGGUUUACUACUCCGACACAGCCAAGCCCAGCCAGGGGGAGGCCUGCCUCCACAGCGCCAUGAUCAACAGGUCCGUGGUUCUGGUUCGAGAGAUCCUGGACCUGAUAGCGGGGAGUCGAGCCCAGGAGCUGGGGUCGGACCUGGAGAUCUCAGAGUGGAUCAAAGACAAGCUGAACCACAUGAUGGACAGCAAGCCCAAGCCCUUCGACCUGGACCACGUCUCUCGCUACCUUACCAGCUACGGAGUGAAGGUGUCUGUGGACCGCGCUAAGAACCUGCCGUGGCCAGCCUUCACGCUGGCUCUCUGUUCCUUCAGUCCUCCCGCUGCGUUCUACCACGGGGCGUCCCGGGUCAGAUACGACCGGCCAGCCUUUGUGGAGAAGCUCGAUUUCAACAGCAGCCAGAGCGCCCCCGUGUGGCUAGAUGGAUUUAAGUCUUUUCCCAAAAGGAUCCAUGAUAAGUUCCUGGCUGUGGUUGUGCAUCUCUACGCGGUCUCUGUACACUCGGGCCAGGACGCCCCCAGGAAAGACAAGCGCGACAAGAAGGAGAAGCGGGAGGAGAGCGAGAGGGAGGUGUUGACCUACAGCUUGGGCGCCCAGGCCUGGACUGCCCUCCCAGUCUUCUCCAGAGGGUACUGCCACACUGGAGUCUACCAGCUUCCCCUGUACCAGGGAGCGCCCUCGCAGGCUGCCCUAGCUGCCCUGUCGCAGGGGGAGUGCCAGAGUGUCCUCGGGGAUCUGGUGCAAAAGAACAAGGUCCAGCGUCUGAAAGGCGCAUCCGUGUUCGUACGGAUUGCGGACGGCAGGAGAGAUGAAGAGCUGGAGGGCCUCAGUGAGAAGGAGACUGACCAGUGCUACCUGCCCCCGGAUCAGAGAGACUCGUACAGUGUGGAGCACGGUGGGGCGGGACUGUCCCAGCUCAUCCCAGCCGGGAAAUCACGGGACGAGUUCCCUGGACAGCUGGCAAACAGGUUCAGACAGCUGGUUUACCAGACCCUGAGGAACACAGCUGAGAACAGCACAGGACCGGCCCUGAUGGAGCUGAGUAAGGAUGGGGUUGAAACAGCUGCCCUGCCCCCCCUGCCGGCUCCACACCCCAGGACAGCAGACCUCAAACCCAACCCCACAAACACAGCACAGCCGAGCAAUGCAGCCCCCCACAUUCUCCAAACACCAUCGCUGAGGAUCCCCAGAUCAGAAUCAGCUCAGCAACACCCCCCUAAACCCCCAUCAGCACCCCCUCCCCCCGAACUGCUUAGAGCUAGGGUCCCCAGCUCACUGUGACCCCAAACUUAUUCUCAUGGGGAGGGGGGGGCACCAAAAUUAAAGCUUUUAUUUUUUAUAAACUGUCAAUGUAGAUCUCUUGACAAAUGCCUAGUGUUUUUAUAUUAUACUCUUAAAUAAAGUCAGAUUACAUUUU
Molecule: messenger RNA, 6183 nt
Organism: Acipenser ruthenus (sterlet)
Lineage: Eukaryota; Metazoa; Chordata; Actinopteri; Acipenseriformes; Acipenseridae
Exons: 32
Coding region: 846-6047 (1733 amino acids)
Source: RefSeq, a predicted model, not a curated record